Molecule: messenger RNA, 4637 nt
Organism: Gigantopelta aegis
Lineage: Eukaryota; Metazoa; Mollusca; Gastropoda; Neomphalida; Peltospiridae
Product: carcinoembryonic antigen-related cell adhesion molecule 1-like
Exons: 5
Coding region: 192-1082 (296 amino acids)
Source: RefSeq, a predicted model, not a curated record
CACUGGUUCUUUCUGGGUCUUCACCAUAUGCGGUGUUUAACCAGACAUAUAUACUCACCUGUACGGUAACACAUGUUGUGAAUGUCAGUGGUGAAAUACUGUUUUUAAGGAAUGGGAAUGAAGCUUAUGGAUCAAAAGAUCAGAGUGGUGAUACUUGUUCUACAUUCAGUACUCCACCACCUGGCUACUCUAUGUCCUGUGGAAGUGGCACAAACAGCAGCUCGUCCUCCACUAAGAACUACACUUUAGAGAUUGCCCAAAUUAAAUCACAGGAUGCUGCUGAUUGGUCUUGUCGGCUAUUCGGAUCUAAAAUGUCUGUUUUGUAUCUGAAGAUUAGCAGUGGUCCAAACAAUGUUACAUUCAAUCCAUUACCACCAACGGAUGUCAAAGAAGGAGGUAGUGUGAAAGUAAACUGUAUUGCUGACUGUGUCCCACCAUGUUUUUACUCUUGGACGUGGGGAAAGGAAAUCAUCAGAUCUACCUCUUUGUUAGCACUGGAGAACAUCAAACAGGACAAGGCAGGAGCGUACACGUGCACAGCGACCAACACGUUUUUAUUUCAGUCUGACUAUAAAACGUUCGAAUUGACUGUUCUUGCUGUAGGAACUGCAACAAUUGUUUGCACAGGUGGUGCAUAUCUUGGACAGAAUACAACAAUAGUCUGCAAAAUAACCAACACCAUAGUUGGUGAAAUAAGAUUUCUCAGACCAAAUAGUGGAACACAACAGGAGGUGAUAGCAUGUAACCGUGGUAAUACUGGAUGUUUAGUACAAGGUGGUAUGACUGGAUACAGUUAUGUUAUUGAUUCCUCUUCACAAACCACUCUAACUAUACAAUCAUUCAACCCUAGCACAGAUGAAGGAGAAUGGAUUUGCCGUGAUGGACCAUCUAGUAUUGGAGAAGCUACCUGUAACAUGAAUCUCUUUUAUGAUCCAGAGCGCAUGUCUGCCUUAAGUGCAGGUGCUAUAUCGGGAAUUGUGAUCGCUGUUGUUCUGGCUCUUGCUAUUCCUACUGUGUGGAUACUUUAUAAGAGGAAAAUAAAGAAGAAAGCUGAAGAUGUGCAAAACGAAUCUAAUAACUAACGAAAACCAAAAUCAAGUUCACAACCCUGCAUGUUUCCGUUAUUAGUACCCGAAUACUGAAGACAGAAACAUGCUAACGCUAGAAUUUUACAGUUUUCGUUUUCAAUUCGUAUCAAACUCUAGUAGUAAACAAGGCUCUUUUUUGUUGGGUGUUCCAGUAUUUUAUAUUUGUUGUUUGUUUGUUUUUGUUGGGGUUUUUGUUUUGUUGUUUUUUGUAGCUGAAAUUAGACUAAAGAUACAGUACCAUAGUUAGAAAUGUAGUAGUUCACUAAUUUUACAUUAGUUGUCAAAAAUAACAACUGAUGAAUUAGCUUGUGGUGUGGGUGGGGGGUAAAAAGUAUCAACUGUAUACAUUAUAUUUUAAAAUUCUGAAACGGUGAGUUCAGACAGUUUUGCUUGAAUUGUUACUUAUAAUCAAUAAAGCAGUACGAGGAUAUUAAAUGCAGAAUUAUAAUUAUGUGCAAUUAAUUUAUGUAGCUGUUUCAUUUAUACAAUGCGUUUUUGUCCUUAUGUUUUUAACAGCCAAUACCAGAUUUUGUCUUCCAAUAAUUUCAAACGUAUAUACGAAAAAAAUAUAUAUUGCAAAAUAAAAUGAAAAAAUAACUGCUAAAACAUUAGGACACCUACACUAGAUACACAGACGCUGGUAUUCAAAACAAGAACAUGUAUUAAUAUGUAAAUUUAGUCACAAAAAAGAUUCUGUUCAUUGGAACAUCAACUCAGGACAGUUCCUUCAAUGACAGUAUGUUAAGAAUUGUUGUAUUUAUUUACACUCGGAAUGUUUUAAAACAAAUUUUUUUUUUUUUUUAAAUAUGUGAGUUUCUAUGGGUCAAAAACUUAACUAUAUGUUUCAACUUUAUUCCUAAUAGUGUUAAUGUCAAUUCAUCGGUUUCCUUUUCGUGCACACGGGCUAUACAAAUUAACCGAUCCCACAUAAAAUAUGGUCAUAAAUAACACGGGGAUAUCAGAAUUUUAAAGUGUUUGCAUUAUAUGUACGACUGAGUCUUGUCAGUGGCGUAGGAAGAUGCCAAAAAGUGUAUGUGGUGUGUGUGUAGGGGGGGGGGGGGGCGGCACACUUUUAUAUUUACACACUUUUACACUAUUAUAAAGCAAAUAUAAAGCAAAAUAUCCGCUUCCUACGCCAGUGCUUGUCUUUAACUAUACAGUUUUGCAAGUUGACAUCCUGCUGCUAGAUAAGUCUGACAUAUACGCCUAACACAGUAUUGAUCACCAUUCUCUCUGUGGUCUUCUAAAGAGUUUUAAAGAUUUUUUUCUAUUAAUAAAUUUUGCUGUAAUUAUUAUGGGCAUAUAGCUGAAUGUAUCAUGUGAAAGUUGAAGCUGCCAUCGUGCAAGUGUGACACUGUAUCUUUAAGAUAGUUUAAAUUGUUUAAUGUUAUUUUUAUUUAUCUUGCAAUAUAUUAUUUUCUUAUAUUUUAUUUAUUUUCAUUUUCAUUUUUCUAUUUUUAUUUCUAACUUCUUCUUUUAUUUCAUUUUGUUUAAAUUUAAAUUUAGUAUAUUUUUGAUUGAAUCAAUUCAAAUCAACUCAAAUCUAUAGUAUUCUAUUUUAUUUCAAAAAAAAUUAGUUUUUCCUAUAAAUAAAACCAUUCAGUACAACAGUUUUUGUUAGAGCGGGGUAGUUCGUGGGUGGGGGCUUCUAUUCGUGUUUUCUGUUUUGCUUUCUUUGUUUACCUUGGGUUUUGUUUUUAAAGAAUAACAUUAUAGACAAUUUACGAAUAGGAGUUGUAUGGUUACAGUUAUUUUACUGUAUACUUUGCAUUCCCAGGUCAGUCUAUCCCCGUCGGCCCAAUUGACAUAUAUGUCUGUGGGAUGGUACAUAUAAACGAUCCCUUGCUUCUAAUAGAAAAAUAUAACAGAUUUCCUUUCCUAGACAACAUAUCAAAACUACCAUUCAUUAAAUUAAAUGUUUCAUACCCAAUGGCCGAUGAUUAAUAAAGCACUGUGUUUUACUGCUGUCGUUAAACAAAACAAACUUUAAUUUUGUAUUCCUAACAAUUAGUGAAAAGUGUUAUUCCUUCUGUAACUUUCGCGUAAGCACUGCAAAACGUCUUACAAAAAAAGUUCGAAACUUUAUCCGAAAACAAGGAUGCCUCAUACUUCAGUCAUUUUAAUGAAUUCAGUACCUACAUUAUACACCUAAUAAUAGACCAUGCAAUACAUCAUAUGCAUUAUUUCACUAGUGAAGAGAGUCAACUCUUGGUAUUUUUUCCUUUUACCCAAAAACUAACUUUGAUGCAGAAUUUUCAAAAACGUUUAUGAAAUUGAAAUAACAUUUAAUGGAAAUUAAAACAUGUAAUGUCAUCAUCUGGUAUUGCCCAUUGCGCUAUUGUUCGUUUAAGCCAAUGCACCACGACUGGUAUAUCAAACGCCGUGGUAUGUACUAGCCUAUAUGUGGGAUGGUGCAUAUAAAAGACACCUUGCUACUAAUGGUUUCCUCUUUAAGACUAUAUGUCACAAUAACCACGUUUAAUAUGAUUAAUAAAUGCUCUAGUGGUGUAAUUAAACACAAUAAACUUUAAAUUUUUCAUCUCAUAUUUGAGGACAAUUUGUCAAAACAUGUUUUGUUUGGUUAUAAUUACUUUAUCUCAAAGUUAGGUUUUAACUAAAGAGACUGUCCAUAGUUUGCCGUCAUUGUAACGUUUCUGAUUAAUUUACACAUAUCCAAAUGCAUUUAUUCAGCUUUAAGGUUUCGAGCUCACGAUACAACUCUUUUGCUCAUAUAUAAACAUGGUAUAAAGUCAGGUUUACCUAAUAACUUUAUGAAUGACGUGUUCAUACUAUGUAUGAAUGGGCACACACAUACCACUACUAUUUUACAGAGAACAGUAUUUCGAGUUUCACAAAUAGCAAACUUGUAAUACGUUUAAAUUGUCAUAUUGCAUAAAAAAAAUAGCAUACAUUCACGUUUUGAAACUAUAUCUCAAUAGUUACAUGCCACUAUUUGACAUAUAUUCUAAGGACGCACUAAAAUUGAAGCAUUUCAUUACCUAUAGUAAUUGUUUUGUUAAUGUAUAUAGUUAGAUGUGUCACGGUUACAUGUGUUCAUUCGACAAACUUUAGAUAGUUUGCGUUUUUAUUGUUACACUGUGUGGUCUUAGUCCAGGAGCUAAGGGUUCAUUUUAUAAAAAAAAAUCUUAUUUCAUCCAACUUGAUGUAAAUCUUCUUAUGUAUUGAACAAUAUGGGGUGGUGUUCAGUAUGUUAUCCCUGUAGUACUGAUCAGUGACCCUCCCGUGAACAAUAUGGAGUGGUGGGUGUUCAGUAUGUUACCCAUGUAGUACUGACCAGUGUCCCUCCCGUGAACAAUAUGAAGUGGUGUUCAGUAUGUUACCCCUGUAGUACUGACCAAUGACCCGCCCUUGAACAAUAUGAGUUGGUGUUCUGUCAGUCAUAGUGAUGCCACCCCACAUCAUAAUUGAUCCACCACCACAUCUGCCAUGCGUCCUCACCUUGACGUUUGUUUGGCGUUCAUUUUGACGCUUCCAAACACGACCAUCAAUAUUCCACAAAUCAAGAAUGAAUCUGGACUCUGUAGAUCA